This is a messenger RNA of Anopheles funestus (African malaria mosquito), 2024 nucleotides long. RefSeq names its product myrosinase 1-like. The record is from RefSeq and is a predicted model, not a curated record. Lineage: Eukaryota; Metazoa; Arthropoda; Insecta; Diptera; Culicidae. Gene Ontology annotation, molecular function: beta-glucosidase activity. The coding region runs from base 79 to 1734 and encodes 551 amino acids. Gene Ontology annotation, biological process: carbohydrate metabolic process. The transcript has 5 exons.
UACCGGCAAACCAUCGAGCGAACGAUCGCUGGAGUCAGUCUGUCUUGAAGAAUUGACGUGUCCGGUAGUUCGUUUGUAAUGAGAAGUGCUUUAUUAUCUUCGUGCCGUGUGUGGUGGGGCUUAGCAGGUGGUAUCGUGUUAUUCGCAACGGUAGCUCUUGCAGCGGAUGAUGCACUUCUGCGUCGAUUUCCUGAUGGGUUCGAGUUUGGUGUAGGUACGUCCGCCUAUCAGAUCGAGGGUGGUUGGAAUGAGGAUGGCAAAGGGGAAUCGAUCUGGGACCGGCUUACACACGCCGACCCAUCGAAGAUCGCGGAUGAAUCGAAUGGAGAUGUUGCGUGUGAUAGUUACCACCAGUGGAAGCGAGAUGUUGAGAUGGUGAGACAACUCGGUGUGCAGUACUAUCGCUUUUCGCUUUCGUGGCCCCGCAUUAUGCCGACCGGGUUGAGCAAUAACGUGAACGUGAAAGGGCUGGAAUAUUACAACAGUCUAAUUGACGAGCUGCUAGGAAACGGUAUACAACCGAUGGUGACACUGUACCAUUGGGAUCUUCCGCAACGGUUGCAGGAAAUGGGAGGAUGGCUAAAUCCGGACAUUGUUCAAUAUUUCCUGGAAUUUGCGAGGAUUGCCUUCAGUAGCUUUGGUGAUCGUGUACAGUUGUGGACGACCAUUAACGAACCGUGGCACGUUUGUGAGAAUGGUUACGGACGGGAGGAGAUGGCACCGGGAUACGAUUUCCCUGGCAUAAUGGCAUACAAGUGUGGUCAUAACGUUCUACGAGCACAUGCAGAAGCUGUCCAUCUGUACCGUACUUCGUUUAUGGAAAAACAGCGUGGACGGAUCGGUAUCUCGCUGGAUGCUCGUUGGCCAGAACCAGAACACAUGACAUCUGCGGAUGAUUUGGAAGCGUCCAACUGGCAGCUACAGUUUCAUCUUGGUUGGUUUGCUCAUCCCAUAUUCAGUGUGGAAGGUGAUUAUCCACCAGUAAUGAAGGAACGAAUAGCGAAUUUAAGCACAGAGCAAGGCUUUCCACAUUCGCGUCUGCCCGCGUUUACGUCACGUGAGCUUAAUCUACUGCGAGGAUCGUCAGAUUUCUUUGCACUCAAUACCUACACGACGUCGCUGGUGCACAAGAAUGAUUUGAAUAAUUCAGCCGGAUAUCCCGUGCCUUCCUAUCUGCAUGAUAUGGGCGUAGUCGAAUUUUCCGAUCCCGAUUGGCCCGCAGCGGAAGAAACUUCCUGGAUAAAGAUAGUACCAUUUGGGUUACACAAACUGUUAAACUGGAUCAAAGAUAACUACAACAGUCCGAUGAUCUACAUUACGGAGAAUGGUAUCGGUUCCGGACCCGGCACGAAGGAUCCACAGCGUGUGCAUUACUUCAAAUUCUAUCUUAACGCCGUGCUGAACGCGAUCGAAGAUGGUUGUGAUGUGCGUCUGUACGUGGCAUGGAGCUUGAUGGACAAUUUCGAGUGGAGAGACGGCUACACACAAAAGUUUGGCCUGUUCUACGUGGAUUUCGACGAUCCGAAGCGUACGCGGUACGGCAAGAUGUCGUCCAAAGUGUUCGAGCGCAUCGUCAAAACACGCACCAUCGAUUUUAACUACAACCCGGAACCCGAUGUCUACAUAACGGGGUAUAAAGCGGACGGAUACUCACUGCUGCCCGAUCUGUUCGUGUUUGGUUUGACAACCCUGUUUGCGAUGUUAACGCGUCGCAUGUGUGCGACGUUUGUUUAGCGACGUUUUUUUUUGCUGUUUUCUUAACUAUUUGUCAUGGAUUGGUAGGAGUGUUGAUGAAGUUUACAUUAAGAUACAGUUGUACGUAAACUUUUAUAAAGAAAUAGUUGUAAACUUAAAAAAGAAUAAUCUCUUUCAAUGUAAAGCUACUGUUGCAUCCGGCACGUAACUGCAGAUAAACCAAUGCAAUACCAGUAGAAAACUAGGACAGCUUUAAUACGGAGGAUAUCUGUUUCACGCGUAGGUCGUGUCAGUUGAAGAUCAAUAAAGUGCCGGUACAUGCAAAACAA